Prorocentrum cordatum is the source of this 611-nucleotide messenger RNA. The record is from the annotation of a GenBank genome assembly. NCBI's taxonomy places the organism in Eukaryota, Dinophyceae, Prorocentrales, Prorocentraceae.
GCCGGGGCCUCGGCAGCGAGGAUAUUGUUGCCACCUUGGCAGGCGUGCCCAGGGAGUCUUUGGCGGCCGACCACUGGGAGGACAGCGUGGAGCACUACUCGAGGUGCAGGGUCGUUCGGCGCGCCCACGCCACGAUGUUGAAUCUCACGGGCGAGUGGUUCCUACCAUGGUGGCUUGGUGUCCACAAAGAUCAGAGCAACGACCAGCUGCUCGCCCUGGGCACUAUUGGGGCCUACGCGGCAUGCCGGGUCACGAACACGGCGCGCCAUCAAGGUGGUUUCACGGCUUCGGACGGCGAGCGGGCGCUGCAGCAAUCUAUCCGCGAGGCGGUCGGCGGCCACGUCAAGUCCGAGAGUUUCCUCGCCGAGGAGAACGUGGCCGAGAGCAUCCCGACGCAGGCCCCUGCGCCCCCCCAGGCGGCGCCCGCUGCCAGCGCGGCCCCGGAGCUCGAGAGCAAGGCCCAGACAAAGCCGAGCGUGGACCGCGCGGCGGAGUCCUACAACUCCGAGGGCAAGACCGCCAAGGCGGCAGCCGCGGAGGCAGGCGAGGCGGCAGGCGACCCGACGCCCUGCCCCGAACGGACCUGCACCACCUACAGUUGGCACCUCGAG